UCAACUUCCUACCUGGUCAGUCUGGGAGGAUGGACUGAGGCAGAAAGAGGUGAACAGAGAGUUAGCGUUGUGUGGAGACAUUGACAGUCUCCUCACACUGUCAGUAGAUACAUGUGAUAGAGAACAGUUCAGAGAGAGCUCUUCAGAACACAGUGUCAGCAGAAGUAGGACUUAUUUUUAAAUACUGUCUAAAUCUUCGAUUAAGGAAGCUGCUUGCAGACCUCUUGGGAAACUUCCAGUUCAUUUUGCGAUUUGGGGACAAAAGACCGAGGGUUAUGGGCGACUGAUUUGCAGUGCUAAUUUAAAAAUACACAACUUAAACCCAGUAAUUAUGGAUAACAGCAGAGUAAACAAAAUCUGAUGGAAUAAGAGAGACGUGUACAAGAAAUGGCGACAAGGGAAGUUUCUCAUAUCUUCUUGCUGCUUCUGGCUCUGCUCCAAAUCACCACACCCACCCCAGCUGAAAACACCACAACCACUUCAGCACCGGACCAUGUAGCUCUCCAUUACCACACACAGCCAGUUGACGUCAUAGUGGCGGUGGAAGAACCUGCUGUGUUUCGCUGUGGAGUACCCAAAGCUUCUCCCAAUCUCACGUUCACUUUCUACGGCAGUCACGGCAACUACAGCCUCACCUGCCCAAACGGCCAUGUGGAAGACAUCCCCCAGGCUCUUUACGGAAGUUGUGAAAUGAAGAACGAAGAGUCACUGGGUGUGUGGACCCUCAGGGGAACCUCUUACUCUGACAACGGCACCCGAGUCGUGUGUCAGCAGGCGAAGAAUCCCUUUAAAGUCACUGCUAUUCUGCGUGUUUAUGAUAAUGGCAUUAGCCAUGCCACUCUCAUCGGCUGUACCAUUGGGGGCUUCUUUGGUAUGCUGUUGGUGGCUGGUUUAUCUUUCACUAUGCUGAGAAGAUCUGAGACCCUCCAGAAAUGCUUUAGGGGAAAACAAACCGAAGAUGAUAUGGACACAAUAGUGACGAAGGAGUAAAAGGAGACAGAAAGAUGGGGAAGACUGUUUCUGAGUGAGAGAUAAUGAGUUUACUGUGUUGUAAAUAUACCCACUGGGCUCUUUGUCUAUGUCUUUGUCUAAUUUAAGUGAAGUGAAAGCUGGAUUGAAUCCAUGUCUGGAAAUGAUGUUGCCUGAAAAGUUUGAGGCCACAUCCAGUCUGACCCCUGGUAUCUUCACUUCCGUGUUCUGCCCUCAAUAACUGGGCCUUGCACACCCUAUCCACAGCCUAACAGUGUAUAACAUAGCACUGAGCACUUCAAACAGUACACUAAAAUGUUUAACUCAGAUUGCAUUCCCCACUUGUGAUUAGGCCAUGGUUGAAUGUGCACUGUCUUCACGGGAUAUAAAUCAUAUGUAAAAUGUGUUGUUGUGUUCUCUCUAAUGUGGUUAAAGCAGGCAGACUGUAUGUAGUUUUUAAAAGCAAGGAUUUGAAGAACAGCCUGCUUAAAUUAUUGACCUAAAUGUUGCAGCAGUAAGUGGAAGCAGAGAUGUUAUGAAAGUUGCUUGGUAACCGAUCAUGAAAAGAUGCCUGCACUGGUCAAAUGAGGAAUAAGAGAGCAGCUGGUCUUUGUGUUAGCACAUAUGACUAACAGGUCUGUGUCAGCAAACUGAGGGAGGUAAAGAACUCAAUGAUGGGGGUCCCAGUUGUUCUAAUACCAGGUUAGUCUGUUACACUUUCACAGUUUGUCCACAUGAGGGAGGCACUCACUGUAGAGAUAACAAGCAGGUUACUUGUUGAGAAAAAUAUUCACUUUUUAAAAAGAUCAUAAAUAACAAACACUAAAAGAAUAUUUUCAUCUGAAUGUGUGGCACUUUCUUUCAAAUUAAUCAAUUAAAACUACAUACACAUUUCUAUAUUUAAUUUAUACUCCUUUAUUUGUGAUUAUUAUAUACUGUUUUGUUCUGGUGUUUCCUGUUUCAUGCUCCAGCUUGAUCAGCUGAUUGACAAGCACCUGUGCUGGCUUCUGAGCUGAUCCCAUGUGAGGUGGUCCUUUGAUCAGCUCUCUCUCGCUCUCUCUCUCCACCCGGUAGCUACACCUUUGUGGUGUGUGGUGUAUGCUUUUCAUUCAUUUAUUCAUCUAUUUCAAUAGACGUUCAUUCACUAAACUUCUUCACUGGUGUUGUGUCCAUUAUUGUCUUUGGUGUUUGAGGCAGCUGUAACAGCGAUUGAGUCGAUGAAGUAAGUAGAUGUGAUAAUGUUUUCAUGUUAAGUGUUUUUAUGUAUUUGCAUUCUGAAGUAAAUAGCCCUAAUGUUUGAGGUUACACAGUCAUUGUCUUUGCAUAAAGGCAAAAUACAGUAGAUCUUUGUUACAGUUACUAAAUCAGGGAUAUGUUGCUAGUGUUGUUUGUGCACACUGUUCUGCCUUUUUUCUUUUGCUAUCUUUAUGAACACAUUAUUGUACCAUGCUCUUGUUUAUAGUCUGUUCUUGUUCUCUUGUUGCCUGCUGACCCUGUACAAGAGAUAUAACAAGUCAAAUUAAAGUUAUAGGAUAUCAAAACAAAAA
This is a messenger RNA of Lates calcarifer (barramundi perch), 2516 nucleotides long. RefSeq lists its product as uncharacterized. Bases 388 to 990 code for a protein of 200 amino acids. The record is from RefSeq and is a predicted model, not a curated record. Lineage: Eukaryota; Metazoa; Chordata; Actinopteri; Centropomidae. The transcript has 7 exons.